This is a messenger RNA of Penicillium odoratum, 2409 nucleotides long. RefSeq names its product ubiquitin-protein ligase dscA (gene dscA). Lineage: Eukaryota; Fungi; Ascomycota; Eurotiomycetes; Eurotiales; Aspergillaceae. Bases 1 to 2409 code for a protein of 802 amino acids. The record is from RefSeq and is a predicted model, not a curated record. The transcript has a single exon.
AUGGAUAAUCGCGGCUCCUUUUUCUUCCUCCUGUUGAUAUUCUACCUCCUUCUCAGCUCACAGUCGCGCCCUCCGUUGAUCGAUGAGAACCGUCAGCGCCAGCGGGAACUAGAUCGCGAGCAACAUGCUCUGCGGCUCCUGAAUGAAACAAAGUACGGGGACUUUAAUCCGCCGGAAGAUCGAUGGCUUCCCUUUGCAGGAGUGCGGAAGAAUGACAGUUAUGCCUGGGAUUUGUUCCCCCAUGUCCAGAGCCGUGCGCGACAUCAGCUCCAGUCCAUUCUCACGAAUGCCGACAUCGAACCACCGAAAGGUUUAGAUGAUCCAAAUGGGGUAGCCCCGUUUAAUAUGACCAACCUGUCCCUACCUGUGUAUCGCAAUGCGACAGGCAAAUUAAGAGGGGAUUGGGUUCGCCGGACUGGAGAUCCUCAGCGCCAGACUCCUCUCAAUACAACGGCCAUUGCCCGCGAACACGAAUAUUUUACCCAUGAGUUUAGCUCCAAUAUCACAGGUACCGGAGGCACACUAUACUUCGAUCUGGAAGAAGGAAGCGGAGAGGAACUCCGACUUGGCGAGGGGCUCGUACGUGAAAUUCGAGCGAGCUUGACUGUUGAGAGUGAUGAUUUUUGGGGCAGCACCUGGUACUUGUCACUAUUCGGAAUACACUUUCCAGAAAACGGGGCGAUUAUUUUGACUACUUCAAGUGAGAAGUUUGGUGGCAUAUUUUCUUUGCCGCACUUCGCAUUAUCUGCCGAUACUUAUGAAUUGUCGCAUCGGCUUCUGCUCAGGUCUCUCAAAGACGCCAUGUCUGAGAAACAGAAUCGACCUGCUUCGCUAUUUCCAUGGUCUUCUUUGGCGGGAAAUGAACAAAUGGAGUUCCCGGCACCCAAGUGUGAACAUGUUAUCUUCCUACAACAACAUCCAGUCGUGAUCGAUGGUGUUCUUGCCGAUCGCUUAACACUGGAGAGGAUUGAACGAGAACUCAGGUAUCCCAUGGGGGCACCUAUUCCAAGUCCUCCUUUGAUGACCAUGUCUGCAGUCGUCUUCUCGCCCGACUGUGGCUAUGUACUCGAAACAAAAGGCACCCCGGAAUUUCCCCCGACUGACCCGCUCUACCUCUCCGGACCUAAAAGUGAACAGUAUAGUAAAUAUGCAGCCCGCCUUAUAUUUGUGGUUUCUGGGGCGUUCGUUGCACAGAUCACUCUGCUUUUGCGCCAGAUUAAAGAGGCUUCGACCCCUUCGACUCGGAGUCGGGUCAGUUUCUAUACCAUCGCAUUGAUGGCGCUCGGUGAUGCCUUCGUUCUCACCUUCAUCGUUUUGGAGCUCUACGAGGCUGUCUCCUUUUUGGUACUAGCAACUGCUUCCUUCUUGGCAUUCUUGUCUGUCAGUUACAUUGGAAUGAAGUUCAUGAUGGAGAUCUGGGCUGUACAGGAGCCAGAACGACGCGAAGAACAAGCAGCUUCUCCACCGGCUCCAACACGACCAGGCACUCUACCCCUGCCGGUCACUGCAGCCCGAGACUCCGGUGCUACCCCGAUCAUUUUAACUCCCGAUCAAGAUCCCCCUGAGAAUGAAACAGAGCUACCGCCCGCCAAUCGGACCGCUACACCAACAGCCGGACAAAUUCGCAGUGAUGUUGGCGCCAUGUAUGCGCGCUUUUAUCUUGCUCUUUUUGGCAUGCUCAUCCUCUCGAUAUGGGCAUUCCUCCUGCCUCGGCGUUUAGGAUCCAUCUAUGUGCGCCUCUUAUCGGGAGUUUACCUCUCGUUCUGGGUUCCACAGAUCCACCGCAACGUCAUGCGCAACUGCCGUAAGGCCUUGCGGUGGGAUUUCGUGAUCGGUCAGAGCACUCUCCGAUUGUUUCCCUUCUUGUAUUUCCUUACAGCCCGGGGCAAUGUGCUAUUUAUUCGACCCGAUUGGACAACAGCAUUUAUCAUGGCUGGUUGGAUGUGGGUUCAGGCCUGGAUCCUUGCUAGUCAAGAUAUCUUGGGCCCGCGCUUCUUCGUCCCACGGGGCUGGGCUCCGCCAGCCUAUGACUACCACCCCACGUUACGGGAUACUGCCGGACCUGAUGACGAUUUGGAAGCUGGUGGCGUAUUAUCUAUCACUUCCCUUCGAGCCGAUAAACAGGAUUUGGUGAGCGAUUCCAAGGAUGAUGAUAAGCAGCGGUCGAAGGACCGCAAAAAAGUCGUGUUCGAUUGUGCGAUUUGCAUGCAGGAUAUCGAGGUCCCUGUUCUUCCUGCGCCUACUUCUGCUGGCGGAAGUAUUGUUUCGGAAGGGGCUACGAGUAUCUUGAGUCGUCGUAAUUACAUGGUGACACCCUGCCGACAUAUCUUCCAUACGGCUUGUUUGGAAAGCUGGAUGAGACUUCGUCUCCAAUGCCCCAUUUGUCGUGAUACUAUUCCACCUGUAUAG